CGUCUCCCACCUCGCCGCAUAAAAAUCCCACGCGCCGACGCCCCUGCUCCCCGCCUCCCCACUCGCAGCUCCGACCCCCAAGCCCCAAAUCGCGCUUAAAACCCUAGCGCACCGCCAUGGCCGCCUCACCCACCGCCUCCUCCUCCUCCGCCCGCACUGCCUCCGCCGCUGCCGCGGCGGCGGCGGCCGCCGAGGCCACCGACGGGCCGGUGCUCAGCGUGGUCUCGAAGCGCCUCCGCGCGCUGCGGAAGAAGUACAACCGCAUCAUGCAGAUGGAGGAGUCGCUCGCCGCCGGUAAGACGCUCAACCGCGAGCAGGAGGAGGUCCUCCGAUCCAAGCCCGUCGUCGUCGCGCUCAUCGACGAACUCGAGCGCCUCCGCGCCCCGCUCGCCUCCGCCCUCGCCGAGGAGCUCUCCUCCCGUCCCGCCCCCGCCCCCGCCGUUUCUUCCUCCGACUCAGAUUUGUCCAUUCAGGACCUCCUCGCACUCGUCUACUUCGGUUCCCUCUUCGACGUGAAGCCGCAGAGCGAGUUCAUGGCCACGAUGGUCGCACGCACCCACGAGCGGAGCUGCUGCAUCACCUAUGACUAUGUCACGGAUGAUGCGGCGGACCUGCUCGUGGAGACCGACCUCGACGCUGUGUCUGCUCUCGCGGCCCUGGCCGCCUCGCGUCCUGCUGCUGCGGCGGGCGUCUCCCACAGCGAUGCGCUCCAAGCAUGUGCCCAUCACGCCCGUCUCUGGCUCCGCCGUGCAGAUGAGCCCAUCCAUCCUGAUUCCGGCAUCACAUAUGCUGGGGUGAGGGCAAAGUUAGAUAAGAUCAUGUCAUCGGACUACUACACAGCACAACCAGAGAUGAGGGCAACGGAGGACGUGGCUGCUGCAGUAGGGAGCUACGGUGCUGGAGGUGUGCAGGCACAGGAGGGCAUGGUUUUGUCGCCCCAGGCACCGGCGACAGUUGAGGAGAGCGUGGCUGUUGAAGGGCACAAGGAUGAGAAGGAAGAUUCUCAGGCUACAGAAAUCUACACUGACCAUCAGUCUCCUCUUGUUGAUGCUCAGCAUGUGGAUGAUGAAGCUCCGGUGAACCCAAGUGAUGAAGCUCCUUCAGCUGAGGUAGAGCAGGAGAGAUUUGAAGCUGAUGCGGAGGAUCCAGAGGAAAAAGACCAACAGUUCAUCCAUCGACGGUCUUACCAGAACCAGCGUGGUGGUGGUCGCGGUGGUGGCAGGAGGGGCUAUGCUAAUGGCCGUGGAGGACGUGGAGGACGUGGUGUGGGCGGUGGGUACCAGAAUGGCCGUGGCGGCGGCGGGUACCAGAAUGGCCGUGGCGGCAGCGGUGGGUACUACUAUGAUACUGGAUACUACCAGCAGAGGAACUACAACAACAGAGGCCGGGGUGGUCGCUCUGGUGGCAACUCUUACUACGUCAAUCAUGGUGGAAGCCUGCAGGGAGGGGGCCAUGCACAUUCUGGGAGGGUGGAGCUGGGUGCCAACGCUUAGCUUGCUAACUAUUUUACUCGGAGUCAGGGAGGGAGCCAUUUUGUUAUUAUAGAACUAACUUAGCCUGUUAUUACGUCACCGUACGCUCCAUCUGUGAGUUAUUUUGCUACUCCAAUGACUGCAUAUGGUUGGUCGGUAAUGUGGAAUACUCUGGGGAAAUAGUUUCAGGUCA
Messenger RNA from Phragmites australis (common reed), 1665 nucleotides. RefSeq lists its product as uncharacterized. The transcript has 4 exons. Lineage: Eukaryota; Viridiplantae; Streptophyta; Magnoliopsida; Poales; Poaceae. The coding region runs from base 117 to 1493 and encodes 458 amino acids. The record is from RefSeq and is a predicted model, not a curated record.